AAUAAAAAUAAAAAAUAAUGAUGGAUAAAAAUAAACAGGGUAAUUUGCGGUUGCAAAAAAUUAUAUCUAAUAUUCUGUUAGAAAAUGUGCAUAAUAAUGGAAUACGUCAAUGAUGGAUUUUAAAUCAGCACUGAUUUUAUUAUCAUCCUCAAUACACUGAUUAUUGUGUUUGAAGAGGUUUGUGUUGACCUAUUUUACGCGGAACUGAUAAAAUUUAGGUUUCCACGAAAAUAUCAAGAAACUAGAUAAUAGAUAAAGAAAGGAUACCUUCAAUCGGUGGUACGAGUGUGAAAAAAUAAAAAUAUCGUAAAUAUGAAGACGAAAUUUUUCUUUUUUACGUCAACACAAAUUAAUAGUGAAGAAAGAUCAUAAUAUAAUAUGUUCCUUUUUCAAUAAUGUGAUUUUUUGUUCAUUCUUAAUCUUAAUUAUAGCUUUUAUUCACACAGUGUUUUCCUGUCUUUACAUUUUGCUUAUUUUUAGUGUCAACUGUUCCAAAAAAGAAGAGAGCAAAAAUGUCCAUGUGGAAAAAAAAUGUUGCAAAAGAAGAGUACGUCGGAUUUCGAAACAUUGUUCAUCCAGCGAAACCUAGAACUUAGGGCAUAUAUUUACAAGGAAUUCAGAAGUCUUGAUUCAUUGGAUGAACAAAGACAUUUUCUAAUAAGACACAUAGAUCAGGGUUCAAAGAACCGAACGACAAGGAAACUUACCAACUCCAGGAGGACAUUCACUAAUCAAUACCAUCUAACUGCUAAUGGCGAAAAAAAACUUGCUUGUCGAGAAUUUUUCAUGAGUACAUUGAAUGUCACAGAUGCAUUGAUAAGAAGCUGUUUGGCGAAAAAAGCUCGGAAGGGUUUAUGUCGCCAGACAAACGUGGAAAGCAUACGCCUCAUAAUAAAAUGCCAUCUCACGAAGAACAAUUCAUACGUGAUCACUGAUCACAUUCUUUCUUUCCCGACUGUUGAAUCACAUUAUUGCAGGAAAAAAAGCAACAAACGUUACUUGGAUGGUAAUCUUAAUGUUUCCAUAAUGUACAGGUUAUACCAAGAAAAAUGCUUUACAGACAAAAUAAAACCUGCUUCUCUUGCGAAGUAUCGAAGCAUAUUUCGAGAGUAUCACUUGGGAUUUUUUAGGCCUAAGAAAGAUGCCUGUAAACAAUGUGAAGCAUUUUCUAAUUUAGAUGAAGCACAAUAUAAAGAGCAAGAACAUUCUCAUAAACUUCAUCUCGAUAGAAAGGAAGAUGCCAGAAAAUGUAGAAACGACGACAAGAUUGCUGCCCAAGAAAAUCCUGAUGUUUUAUCCUUUAAUUUUGAUUUGCAGGCAGUACUCACUACUCCCAAAGGUCCUGCAGAUCAAAUAUUUUACAUGCGGAAAUUGGCUGUAUACAAUUUAACCAUUUAUAACCUCGGUAACCAAGAAGUUAUUUAUAACUUAUGGGAUGAAACACGAGGGAACAGAGGUUCCAACGAAAUAUCCACAUGUAUUUUUGAAUACAUUAUGAGUCAUCCCUCAAUUACCCAGGUUCGCAUGAUGUCAGAUGGAUGCAAAAAAACUCAAUUUUUGCAUCAAUGUGUUUAUAUGCUGUUACCAAACAUCCUACUCUUAAAACAAUAGAUCACAAAUUUUUCGAAAUUGGGCACACCGAAAUGGAGUGUGACUCCAUACAUUCAAAAAUAGAAAAAAAAUCAAAAUUUGUCCCCGUUCAUAUUCCAGAGGGAUGGGCCCAGCUCAUACGAGACUCAAUCCAAGACCAUAUGAGGUGAAACUGUUAUCUUUCAGCAAGUUUAUUGAUUUUAAGAGUUGGUCGCUGACCAAAGGCAAGAUAAAAAUUAGUUGGAGAAGCGUCUGCUUCUAAAUAUUUUAUAAAACUUCUUUUAAAAAGCCUUCACGGUGUGAUGAAAAUGUGAAAAGGAAUAGAGGCCGACAUCAACAAAUGGAAGAUCCAAACAAAGCGUUUAGUGAAUCCCUUCCAAUCAGUGCUUUGAAAUACAAAGAUUUGCAAAAGAUGUGCAAAAGCGGCAUCAUUCCAGCAGUUCACCAUGCAUUCUACAAUGAAUUAAAAGUUAACCAAAACUUAAAAGAUAGGCUUCCUGAACCGAACAUGGAUGAAGAUUCAGAAUAUGAGUAGUUUUUAUAGAUUUUAGGUUUCAUUUACUCUAAUUCUAGGUUUAAAUUUGUUUUUUCUCACUUAUAUAAUAAAUGAAUUAAGCGAA
Messenger RNA from Onthophagus taurus, 2210 nucleotides. Lineage: Eukaryota; Metazoa; Arthropoda; Insecta; Coleoptera; Scarabaeidae. The record is from RefSeq and is a predicted model, not a curated record.